AUGGCGCAAAUUGAAGACGCCGGGCCGGAGCUGAUACAGUCAAUGAAGCCGGAGACACCCGUACACAUGAUGCGGCCGAUGGACUCGCCGGGCCCUCCGACAAUCAAGCCGAUCUGUCGCUGGACGGAGCAGGACGACCUGACUUUGAUCGCCGUGCUCAAGGCUGAACUGCAGAGAAAUCCGACGCCUGCUAAUGGUUUCAGGGGCUCCACUUGGCCCACUGCCGCUCAGGCACUUGCCGGCUCCGAGGUGAAAACGGGCUCGAAAGCUAAAGACCCGACCGGCUGUCGCAGUCGUUACUCUUCACUUAAACGCAGUUACCUUGAGCUCAAGCAUCUUCGUAGUAUGGCCGAAGCCCGAUGGGACGAGCACGUCAAACGGGUCAUCCUCCCGGAAGAGAUAUGGGCGAGCUUCCUGGCCAACUCGAGUGAGAAGGGGAAGAGCCUGUACCGAUGGCGUCAGAAGCGGUUUCCGUUAUACAACCAGGUCAGCGAUCUGAUUGAUGGACAUCUGCCGGUGGCCGACGGACCCAAGCAGGCUGGAGACGCCGAGCACCCCCAGCUCGCCCGACCGAUUCUCUCCGCCCCGCCCUCUGCCAAGCGCCGUCGGAUAACCCACGAGGACAUGUUCCUCAAGCAUCUCAAAGAAAUCGGCGACAAUCUCAAGAGCAGACCCAGUCUAAGGGUUGAGGCUAUCAGGUUGCUCCAGCUCGACGGCCAGCUGUCCGAACCUGAGCUCCUCAAGGCGAUCGAUUACUUGGGUCCACUCGAACAUGCCGAAACUUACAUUGCUCUCGAGCCUCGACUUCGGACCACUUGGAUCAGGACUAAAUUAGGAGAUGUCCGACCCCUCUAG
Molecule: messenger RNA, 855 nt
Organism: Puccinia triticina
Lineage: Eukaryota; Fungi; Basidiomycota; Pucciniomycetes; Pucciniales; Pucciniaceae
Exons: 3
Coding region: 1-855 (284 amino acids)
Source: RefSeq, a predicted model, not a curated record